This is a messenger RNA of Acanthisitta chloris (rifleman), 1452 nucleotides long. RefSeq names its product acrosin binding protein (gene ACRBP). NCBI's taxonomy places the organism in Eukaryota, Metazoa, Chordata, Aves, Passeriformes, Acanthisittidae. The record is from RefSeq and is a predicted model, not a curated record. The transcript has 9 exons. Gene Ontology annotation, cellular component: acrosomal vesicle; nucleus. The coding region runs from base 1 to 1452 and encodes 483 amino acids.
AUGGCUGCUGUUGCUCCACCAGUGCCCCCUGCUCCGGGCAGUCCACUGUCAGACUGGGAGUACGAGCAGUUCUUUGCAAGGCUAUAUCCCCCUCGGAAAGCAAACAAGUUCUGCCUGCUGCGCCAGGCUCAGGGCUGCCUCAGCCCCAUCAUCCUGCAGCUGGACCAGGAUGAGAACCACGGACAAAUCCCCAAAGGGCCAAUCUGCACUGAAUUUCCAGAGGUCCUGCAAUUUCAGACCUUCUGCCAGUUUGCCCACUACCGCUGCCUCAGAAAGAAGUUCUACACCAAGCGAGUCCCAUGUUUGCCUCUAAGGAAGCCAUUCCAAAUGAAGCAAUUUCACACAGUGAACUCCUUGGCAGUGGGCAAAAUCACCCCUGACAAAGCAGCUUUGGAGCAGGCUUCUCUGUCACCUGAUAAUGCCCUGCUGCGUGACAGCAUGGAAACACUCCUGAAAUACGCUUACACGCUGUUGGAUCAGAAAUCACUGUCAGCAAAGUCCCUCCCAAGCACACCAGAGGUGACAAGGCCCUCACAGAAGACUGUGCUCCCAUCAACCGUGCUGGUCCCGGUUGCCACUACCACCUUGCCUCCCAGGGUGGAAUCCCCUGAAGACCAAAGCCUGAAGGACACCAUCCAGCGGCUGAUCAAUUCAGCCCUCUCCUUGGAUGCAUCCCAGGCCAUCAAGGACUCUUCUUGGGAUGUCAAGUCAAAGGCACAAAACUUCUCAGUGCAGGAAAAAAUCCCCCGUGGCAGCCUUUUAGCCCUGAAGAAUCGUGAGGCAGUGCUGGUCCUGUGUUAUGCAGUGCUGGAGGGAAACUGUCUCUCAUCAAUGCUCACCCAGGCCUGGAAGGAGAUGGAAAAAAGAGUCUUUGGGUUCGGAGACUCGGUGUGUGACAACCUUGGGCGGCGUCACACAGACCUGUGCCCCAGCUGUGCUUUCUGCUCACUGAAGAGGGAGCAGUGUCAGAACAUCAAAACCCUGAACCGUGUUCGCUGCAAUACAAGUGGCUUCUCCAGCUAUAUCAACUCUCAGAUCUCAGCCCAGCACCGGGAUGCACAAAAUAUGACCAGUUCCCCAGAGCCCCUGGAGUACUAUGGCAUGGAUCUUUUCAAAGGGCUGAGGUCGGAGUACUGGUGCAGCCAGAUGGCCAUCCAUGGCUGUGAGGACUCUAAUGUGACCCUCUGGCUGAAGGCAGAGUACGCUGCCUUCCAAGAUGGAGAUGCCUCAGGCAAGAUAUGUGACUCAAGUGGAGUACAGCACCCCAACUACUGCAUGUUCAAGAGCCACCAGUGCCUCCAGAUGAGCAUCUACAACCAGAGGGUGACUCGUCGUGCAUGCAAGAGAAAUGAGACCUACCGGGUGCUGAGUGUGAAGGAAGGAGACAACGAGGUGCAGCUGUGGCAUGACAAGUUCCUCAACCUCUCCAAGCAGCAAUCAGAAAAUUAUUAA